CGGGUUCCUGCUGUGUUUGUUAUUGUUUUUGUGGAGCAGUCCGACGCGAGCGGAAGACAGAUUUGAAGUAUUUCCAGAAUCUUGAUGGAUUUUUGAGAAGGUCUGAGCUUUUAUUGCAUUAUUCUGAAAGAGAACGAAACGAAGAAAGAUGGGGAGUCACUACCAGCGCUCUGUACCACUGGAGGUGAGGAGAGCAGAAGGAGAGAGAGUCCGAGCCAAGCAUCCUGACAAAAUACCAAUCAUCGUGGAGAGGGCGCCGAGGUCACGCGCCCCUGAGUUGGACAAGAAGAAAUACUUGGUGCCGUCUGACUUGACAGUGGGGCAGUUGUGUUUCCUGAUUCGUCAGCGAGUGUCUUUGAGACCAGAGGAAGCUCUCUUCUUCUUCGUCAACAACUCUCUGCCCCCGUCCAGCUCCCCACUCUCAGCUGUGUAUGAGGAGCACCACGAUGAGGACCUCUUCCUGUACAUGACCUACAGCAACGAGAGCGUGUACGGCGCCUGAGGGGGAACCCAAAGGAGGAGAGCUAACAGCUUGUCAAAUUUGAAAAGUUAAAGGCUGAGUUUUAAUCCUGUAUUAUCCUUUAAGUUGUGUAACUUGGUGGAGGAAAAGCUUUGUUGGAUUCCCUUUGUUGUGCUGGGAUGUGAACGUGCUAUUACACAGGAUUUUUUUUUUUAAAUUUUAUGUUUGAUUAAUGCACAGAAAUGGCAGUGAGAAAAGAAAAGGCUGGUAACAGGAAGUGAUUUUAGAUGAGCUCUUCUCCUUCAUCUGUAUUUAAUGCAAAUAGUUUUUUGUUUUUGUUUUGUUUUUUUUGUAAAUUAAUAUCACCAACGUUUGUGGCAAAUAAACACUAAAAAUAAUAACUUUUGGGUGU
Molecule: messenger RNA, 872 nt
Organism: Synchiropus splendidus (mandarinfish)
Lineage: Eukaryota; Metazoa; Chordata; Actinopteri; Syngnathiformes; Callionymidae
Exons: 5
Coding region: 149-502 (117 amino acids)
Biological process (GO): autophagy of mitochondrion; macroautophagy; autophagosome assembly
Cellular component (GO): autophagosome membrane; autophagosome; cytosol
Molecular function (GO): GABA receptor binding; ubiquitin protein ligase binding
Source: RefSeq, a predicted model, not a curated record